Messenger RNA from Aaosphaeria arxii CBS 175.79, 1301 nucleotides. RefSeq names its product phosphoadenosine phosphosulfate reductase. Gene Ontology annotation, cellular component: cytoplasm. The transcript has 2 exons. Lineage: Eukaryota; Fungi; Ascomycota; Dothideomycetes; Pleosporales. The record is from RefSeq and is a predicted model, not a curated record. Gene Ontology annotation, molecular function: phosphoadenylyl-sulfate reductase (thioredoxin) activity. Bases 110 to 1021 code for a protein of 303 amino acids.
AUCUCUACAUCUCCCGCUUCGAGUCAACUCUACGUGCUCGUGCCUAUACCCCCCGUGAACCUACUUGCCACACGGGACAAGAAAAAGAACACACUCACACCUCUUCACAAUGGCCUCCCCUACCACUUACGAGGAAUCCUACGAGGAGACCCCCACCAUCGACAGCAACGAGUCGGGUUACGCCUCAGGUUCAUCCAGCCAGGAUAGUCUCCCCGAGGUCUACUUCAGCAAACCUCACUUGAAGUACAUCAACGCUCAACUUCAGAAGCUCGAGCCUCAAGACAUUCUUCGAUGGUGCAUCACAUCACUGCCUGGACUAUUCCAAACAACCGCCUUCGGCCUGACCGGACUCGUCACUGUGGACAUGCUCUCCAAGCUCGAUGGUCCCCUCAAGCCGAGUAUCGACUUGAUCUUCCUGGAUACUCUCUACCACUUCGACGAGACGCUCGCCUUGGUCGAUCGCGUGCGGAAGCGCUACGGCACACCAAUCCACAUCUACAAGCCCGCCGGCGCCGAGACUGCCGACGAAUUUGCCGCCAAAUACGGUGAUAAGCUCUGGGAGACGAACGAUGAGCUUUACGACUUCGUUGCCAAGGUUGAGCCCGCUCAGCGUGCCUACUCGGAGCUCCAGGUGCGCGCAGUCUUGACGGGCCGCCGACGUAGCCAGGGAGGCAAGCGGGGAGAUCUCGACAUCAUCGAAGUUGAUGAUGCGGGCCUCAUUAAAGUGAACCCGCUGGCCAAUUGGUCGUUCAAGGAAGUCCAAGAGUACGUCAAUCAACACGAUGUACCUUCCAAUGAGCUUCUCCAGAAGGGCUACAAGAGCGUUGGCGACUGGCACUCGACACAGCCGGUUGCGCAAGGAGAAGACGAGAGGUCGGGGCGUUGGAAGGGCAAGAACAAGACCGAGUGUGGUAUUCACAACCCCAAGUCACGUUACGCUCAAUUCCUCCAUCAACAAGAGCUGAACCGAAAGACGGAGGAGUUGAGCCAAGCGCUCCAGAAGACGACAUUGGAGGCGUGACGGGGUAAGCGAUGUCGUGAUCGGGAAGGGUUAUGAAUGGUUUAUUUUAGCAUCUUUAGCAUUGGCGUUAUGGUCAUUGGGCGGUUUGCAUUGGCUACGGGGGCAUCGAACUAUGACCCCCCCGUUUACCCCACCAUCUAUCUACGAGUUAGAGUUACCUAGGUAGGUAUUUACACAUCAUUUGGUUUUUUUUCUAUCACGACGACCACACAUUGUUCCAAGCAAUGAUGGUGGCGAAACCAGCACUAGGAAGAAAACAACCCCAAAAGUCGGUCAUUCU